AUGGCCUCCCCCAUCCUCCACCUCCAAAAGUCCUACCCCUGGACCCGCGCCCCCCUCAUCGCCAACGCCCCCAUGGCCGGCUCCGCCGGCCCGCGCCUCGCCGCCGCCGUCACCAACGCCGGCGGCCUGGGCUUCAUCGGCGGCGGCGUCGACAUGGCCCAGCUGGCCGCCGACCUGGACGCGUGCCGCAACCUCGUCGACAUCGACGUCGACCGCCUCCUCGCCACCACCGAGACCACCGAUCAGACCACCACCUCCACUCUCCUCCCCCUCCUCCCCAUCGGCAUCGGCAUCCUCUGCUUCAACAACAACAACAACAACGCCAACAACGCCACCGCCGGUGAGCCACUCGUCCCGCCCGCCGCCCUCGCCGACGUCGUCCGCGCGCACCGCCCCGCCGCCGUGUGGCUCUUCGCCGCUGCCUCCGCCGCCGCCGCCGGUGCAGCAGUCGACGCCUCAUCCGCCUCCCCCGUCGCCGACUACACGCCCUGGGCGCGCGCCGUGCGCGCCGCGUGUCCGCAGACGGCGGUGUGGGUGCAAGUAGGCAGCGUUGCGGCAGCCGUGGCGGCGGCGGGAGCGGGAGCAGCCGACGUGCUGGUGUUGCAAGGGGCGGAUGCGGGGGGGCAUGGGUUCGAGAGGGGGGCGGGGUGGGGGGCGUUGGUGCCGGAGGUGGUGGAUGCGUUGGGUGAAUUACCUGGUGUCGGGAUCGUGGCGGCGGGGGGCAUCGUCGAGGCGAGGGGGGCGGCGGGGGCGCUGGCGGUGGGGGCGGGCGGCGUGGUGAUGGGGACGCGGUUCCUGGCGUGCGAGGAGGUGGCGUGUCCGGCGUUUUGGACGGAGAGAGUGCUGCGGGCGAGCGAUGGCGGGGUGGCGACGGCGAGGUCGAAGGCGUUUGAUGAGGCGAGGGCGGGGGGGAACGUGUGGCCCGGGGGGUAUGACGGGCGGGCGUUGGUGAAUCGGACGUAUAGGGAUUUCGUGGCGGGGGAGGUGCCGGUCGAGGAGAUUCGGAGGCUGCACGGGGAGGAGCAGAAGAGGGGGGAUGCUGGGUGUGGCGGGACGGAGGACAUGAGGGUUACGGUCUGGGCGGGGACGGGGGUCGGGUUGGUCAGGGAGGUCUUGCCUGCGGGGAAGAUUGUGGAGGAUGUGAGGGAGGGGGCGAGGAGGGUGCUGAAGAAUCUCGGCGCCCAGCUUUGA
Diplodia corticola is the source of this 1191-nucleotide messenger RNA. RefSeq names its product 2-nitropropane dioxygenase. Lineage: Eukaryota; Fungi; Ascomycota; Dothideomycetes; Botryosphaeriales; Botryosphaeriaceae. Gene Ontology annotation, molecular function: nitronate monooxygenase activity. The record is from RefSeq and is a predicted model, not a curated record. Bases 1 to 1191 code for a protein of 396 amino acids. The transcript has a single exon.